UGUGUUUUUCUUUUGUUUUGUUUUGUUUUUAUAUUCUUGCCGUGUUGGAACUAGCAAGUGGUGGAGUCUCUGAAGCCUCAUCAGUCAUCGGACUGUCAGGAAUAGUGGUUUAAGAGGAAGCUCGGCCUGGGGCACUAUACCCUGUCAUCCAGUUCCCUGCCUCGGAGAUAAAGAUUCCAGCUACAUGGGCAAACGCCUGGAUCAGCCACAAAUGUACCCCCAGUACACUUACUACUAUCCUCAUUAUCUCCAAACCAAGCAGUCCUAUGCACCAGCUCCCCACCCCAUGGCUCCUCCCAGCCCCAGCACAAACAGCAGCAGCAACAACAGCAGCAGCAACAGCGGCGGGGAACAGUUAAGUAAAACCAACCUGUACAUCCGAGGCCUUCCGCCAGGCACCACGGACCAGGACCUCAUCAAGCUGUGCCAACCGUAUGGAAAAAUUGUAUCCACAAAGGCAAUUCUUGACAAAAACACAAAUCAAUGCAAAGGUUAUGGUUUUGUAGAUUUUGACAGUCCUGCAGCUGCACAGAAAGCUGUAGCAUCCCUCAAGGCAAAUGGCGUGCAGGCACAAAUGGCCAAGCAACAAGAACAAGAUCCAACAAAUCUUUACAUCUCAAAUCUCCCCAUUUCUAUGGAUGAGCAGGAGCUUGAGAAUAUGCUGAAACCCUUCGGACAUGUCAUCUCCACAAGAAUACUGAGAGAUGCUAAUGGAGUCAGCAGAGGUGUUGGCUUUGCCAGAAUGGAGUCUACUGAAAAAUGUGAAGUGGUAAUUCAACAUUUUAAUGGAAAAUAUCUGAAAACACCACCAGGCAUCCCAGCCCCCAGUGAGCCUUUACUGUGCAAAUUCGCAGAUGGAGGACAAAAGAAGCGACAGAAUCAAAGCAAAUAUACCCAGAACGGGAGGCCUUGGCCCAGAGAAGGAGAGGCUGGCAUGGCUCUGACCUAUGACCCCACAGCCGCUAUACAGAAUGGAUUUUAUUCUUCACCGUACAGUAUUGCAACCAACCGCAUGAUUCCACAGACAUCUAUCACGCCAUUCAUUGCUGCUUCCCCUGUCUCCACAUACCAGGUCCAGAGUACUUCAUGGAUGCCUCAUCCGCCAUACGUUAUGCAACCAACAGGUGCUGUGAUUACACCAACAAUGGACCAUCCUAUGUCAAUGCAGCCAACCAACAUGAUGGGUCCCCUGACACAGCAGAUGAACCACCUUUCAUUGGGCACAACAGGAACGAUUCAAUCCCAAGACAGGAUUAUGAUACUCCACCAGCUGUUGUGUCAGUAUAUGACUGCUGCUGCUCCUAUGCAAGGGACCUACAUUCCCCAGUACACGCCUGUGCCUCCGACAGCUGUUUCUAUUGAAGGUGUCGUUGCUGAUACCUCUCCCCAGACAGUGGCACCUUCAUCCCAGGACACCAGUGGUCAGCAGCAACAGAUAGCAGUGGACACAUCCAACGAACAUGCACCUGCAUAUUCUUACCAACAGUCGAAACCAUAAACAGAACUGAAGAAUGUUCAUCUGAAACUUUGCCUUGAAUGAAGAAACUUCAUUGAACAAGAAGUUAGUUGGCUUCCAGUUUGCACAGGCGUCAAUGGAAGGCUUUUUUUUUUUUUUUUUAAUUUUAUACUUUACUCAGUGAAAACAAAGAUUUUAUGUGCUGUGCAAAUGGUUCCUUCAUGUGGUCUGACAGUUUAUUUUUGCCAUCCUUUUUUUAUAAUUAAAGAAAAAAAAAAUCCCAAGAAGAGAGAGUUAAACAUCAAAGGUUGAUGUUUUAUCUAGAAGAACAUUUAAAUUCAGAAUUUACCUGAAAGUGUAGAUAGAUUCUUUUUUUAAAAAAAAAAAAACAAAAACAAAAAACAGAAAACCUGAUGUCAAGAGGUGGGCAAACAGAAUUGGAACAAAUUGUCUUGCUCAGUAACUAAGCUACUUUCUCUCCUUUUCCUUUCUUGUUUAAACCUAGUGAGGUUUUUUAUUUUAUUAUUAUUUUUUUUAGAAAUAUGUAGGUAAGGUUUAUCUUGAAUCUUAAUUGCCUUAAUUUUAAGGACGUCAAAGGCUCUCAAGGCAAGCUGUCAACGUCUUGUUAAAAAAAAAAAUCAAGAAAAAUGGAAAUAUUGUACCAGCUUUAACUGGUACAGAAGUUUGAGACUAUGAGUUUUUAGGGUGAAAAAAAAAACUGUACAGUUUAAAAGAAAAUGUUUUUUUCUUCAUUUGAAGAAAAUUUGUUGAUAAAAGAAACCAUGGCAACUGCAAGAAUUGGGAAAUGCUGGGACUUUUCAUGAACUUUGUCUUACGUGUUGACACAAAUCAUUCUAGAAGGCUAAAACAUUUUACGGUAAAGUUAUUAAUGUUGGUUUAAAAACAACUGCAUUAGAAAUAAUGCGUGUUUGGGGGGCAGAAUGCAGAUUUUUUUUAUUUACAAAGCGUGAUUGCUAGCAAAAGCAUUAGUGCUUUUUAUCUGCAGUCUUUUUUAUGAGCUUUACAAAGUUUUUAGUCAGCUUUGCUUGUCACAUUGCAAAACCUAGCUUAAGAGCAUUAAAAAAAAAAAAACUUAAGUAGAUAGGAGCUUAUGGUCAAAAAAAGUGCAAAAAACAAAAAAAGCAAUAGAUAGAGAAAUUGUUGACAAUUUCUGUAGUCUUUCCUAGUUGUGAUCAAAUUCAGCCUAUGGAUGGCCUAUUUUAUACCAAAGAUGAAGUGACACCCUAUUACAGUCCAGAGGGUAGAGGUUGUAAAUUCUGUUUUGUUUUUAAAUUUUUAUUUGACCUACAUGGCCGGACCAGUUCUUACUUUGUCAUUUGUUUAAAAAACCUUCCACUGGUGUUUUACAUACUGCAAAAGGAAAAAAAAAAUUUUUUUUUUUGUUUGUUUGUUUUGUUUUGUUUUUAAGUCUAUUUGUUGAUAGUAGAAGCUUGUACCUGCUGUGUUCAACAGUUAUAGCAAGGAAAGUUCUGGGUACCAAUUGACAGAAUCAAGCAGCUUUAAAUCCUGUGAGCUUUUCUGAUUCCUUGCUAACUCUCUUCAAACCUGUUGCUGAUGGCCACCAAUAAGCCGAGACACUUGUUUAACAGGUUGGAAUUUCUUUAUAUGAGUUUUGAACUAAAGAUGCUUCCUGAACAUGAUCUGAAAGAUCACUUGUCAGAAAAGCUGAGUGAUGUUGUGUGCAAUGGUGAGUGGUCUCCUGAAAAGGUCUCAUGUUCGUAAUAGUCUUCCUUCUAAAUUCUAGCACCUCCUGGUUUUGUCUUCUCACUUCAGUCUUUUGUCAUCAUCUACACCGUGACUAGCCACCUUGAUUCUGCAAUUGAGGAGGGGGUAUCUUCUUUUUGCCUCUUUUGAUUGUGUUUUCAUAUCUUGGUGUUGCCAGAAAGAAAGACAAAACAGACCUUUCAUUUCGGUUUAAUUAUCCGAGGCAAGCAGGACUAGUAAGAUUGAGAGUUCUCUUAAUGGAAUUUAGGGAAGUUAUGAAAAUGCUAGUUGACAAUCAAGAAAUUGUAUGAUUUAUAUCAAUAAGAACCAAAAGAAUUAGGUUUAAUCAAUGAAAAAAGCCAAAGGAGAUACAUGCAUUAAGAAUGAUGCAAAAGUUCAUUUAAAAUUAAAUUGACUUACCUAGAAAACAUCUUUGCACUUUUGAUUCAUCAAGUCCAUGUUCAACUUAUACAGUCUUAUCUAAAAUUAAAGACAGUAGAAUGGAAUUUUGCUAAUUGAACUAAUUGGUAAAAUUGCUUUGCGAAUGAAUCAUUUUAAUCAAAUAGGUGAAAAGCUUUUAGCAAACUAAAGUCACAGAGAUCUGACUUAGUCCAUAAGGAAGAAGGAAAUGCAUAAAGUACACUAUAGAAGAAAACAGGGUAGGCUUUUUAAAACUAAAAAAUUCAAAAUGUAAAUCUUAUUCCUGUUAGAGCAGUAUGGGUAAGGAGGGGGACUCAAAAAAUUGCCAUAUUUUUUUUUCACUAUUUAAAUGGACCCUGGUUCUCUUAUUUGCAACCCCAGAAAUUGGAAGCUCAAACCUAAAGAAUGACUCCCUAUCUCUGCAAACUAGUAGUAAAAGUGUAUCCAAGAAAAUGUCACAUGUGAUACAGAGAAAUUCAACUGGUCACACCCUUCCUGAUGGUUUUCCAUGCUUUAGAGAGAAUUCUAGAAUGACACAAUCUUUGGUAUCCUUCAGCUUCCCUUGUAUUGCAAAAGUGGCACUUAAGUCUGGUCUUUGAAAAGUGGGCCCCCAAGUUACAGGAGGUAUAAGAAAACAUGUUUGGAAACUGUAUUUUCUGUUCCUCCUUUUCACUCUCUGAAUUCUUUGUAUAAAUAAGGAUUAUCCUAGGCAUAAUUCAUUUGAAUAUGAAACCAACAUGCUUUCCUUUGUUUAUGUAAAAAAAAAAAAUACCAAAAACCUAUAUUAAUGUGAUACAAAGAAAGUCUCAUUUACACAAUCAAUGAUGAGGCUAAAGAGGUAGCUACCAUGUGGCUGAUGAAUGUGCCUAGGUAACUUCCUGUUUCUAUUCAAAACUGCUGCUUUAUUUAUACAUUCAGAAACAUUUUUUUCAACUACGAAAUUUCAGUAAUCUCAAUUUUUUUAAGCCACUUCAGGCAAAAGGAAAUUACCUGUCAUUUUAUGUGUCCAUGUAUGUUUUGUGUUUAGAUUGUUUAUGUCAUGGCAUUCUACAAAAUUACAAACCAAAAAAAAAAAAAAAAAAAAAUAGAAGAAGAAGAAAUGUACAUGUUCAAAUAAUUUGCCCCCUUUUUCUGUCAUCUUACCUAAGAACUGUUUCCAAGUGUCCAGUUUGGGGCUGGUGGGUGGGGGCGGGGCAUCCACAGGUAAGCAGUGCUACUCUGUAUGAAAAAGAAAGAAAACCAAAAUAUGUGUUCAAUGUAUGUGGAUAUCAGCAUCCUAAUCUAGUCCACAGUAUAUAGUAUGGUGAUUUUGGUACUGUUUAAGACUAUAACUUUUUUAAGUUGAAGUUAAUUUUCCAAGUAUUCUGAUUCACCAGAUUUUCAAGUAUUUAUUGAGAUGUCUAGAAUUGUUCUUUAUGACUACAGUUGCCAAGACUUAGCCUACACGUUAGGAAACAAAUUAAAGCCACAAUCCAUAUAAGACAAACACUGUCUCAUCUAAACUUGGUUAUAUCAUCAGUGGAAGAAUGGGUUUCUUCUAAUGACAACAAGGUGUUGUUAGGAGAAGCAAUGUGUGUAGUAACUGGACUUUCACAGUGCAUGGCCAUUGUCUUCUAAGGACAACUAAUGGAGCCCAAGAGAACUAAAGUCACAGGAGCAGGUGCUGAGGACUGCUUGUCCUGAACGUUGACAUGUUUUGAAUAUUAGAAAGUCACGAAAUAUUCAAAAGAAAAAUCCUCCACCUGUUUUCAAUUUGGCUAGAAUUAGUUUGUUUUCUUGGUAAAUUUCAGCAGUUGAAAAUAUUGUCUCCAUAUUUCACUUGAAUUAAUUCUUGUGACUUUAACAGAACUGCCACCUUUGAAAGCAUACGACUCACUUCCACUCCUUGUAAUGCAAAACUACUUGGUUUUAAAAGCAUUUCCAUUAGAAAUGCAAGGCUGAGAGCUGAAGAAAGCUGAUGGAGCAGACAGUUUGCAUUAUUUCACUAUGCCAACAAAAUACAUCAUGGGCCCCAUUGCCAAACUGCUUUAAAAUCACUUUCAGCUCAUGUAUGACCAAAAGAAGGACUUCAUUUUGUCCCUCCACCCCAGAAUUUUUUUUUAAUAAUAAUAAUAAUCAAAAUAAUUAGGGAGCCUAUUAUAUACCUAAUUACUUUUGCACUGGCCUAAAAUCUCUAUUGAUGGAAAGGGAAAUUUUAUUGAAAUAGGACCCUUGUGAAUUUCUUCAUGAUUAAAAAGAAGUUACAAUGGUCUGUCUAGAAUGAUUAUGAUAUUAAUACACUAAAAAUGCAUUUGACAAAUCAGUUUCAUUCUUGAGUGCAGAGUUGAGCUGAUAAGCAGAGAAAAUUUCUUAAGUAGUUUCAGUGAUCAAUGUUUUUUAUAUGAUUUCAAAUCAAGCAAAGGGGCCAUAUUCGUAUACAUGAAUAAAAACAUUCAGUGGAUUUGAGGAAUCAUGUUGUAGUACUUUAGUAACACAUCAUGGAAUAUUUUAUUUUGACUACAGUAGAGUAGAAAGGAUGAGACUUUGUUUUUCCUGUUAUGUGGCUGGCAUGCUUGAAAAUUUUGAGUCCAAUGGAACUGACAGCUUCUCAUUUCAAUCUGAGGGAUUGACAGAAUUUAAGGAAGGCUCAUAGAUUCUGUACAAUAUACCCUUCCUGUGGCAAAGCGAUAAUGAAUUUCGUUAACGAAUCCAUUUGCUUUAUAAAUGAUAUCUGCUGUGGCAUUGGAAGACAGUUGGGUCUGACUCAAGAUUAACACUUCUUACCAAACUUUUUAAAAUACAAAAUUGGUCCCUUAAUCCACAUGUGAUUGGUCAUGACAACAAUAUGUGUGUGUUGCAUGGAGUUCAGGAAAGUAUGACAACUAAAUACCCAGGGGUUCCCAAAGACCUUUUAUGAUGUGGGAGAGGGGAGUUCACCUCAGAUUAAUGAUCUCUUAUCUUUGGUUUUAUACCCCAACAUGGAGAUGUUCACUAUCACAAGAAGGGGAUGUUUGGCUUCUCAAUAUUUGCUUCUUUGUAUUUCUGGGAGGGAAAAUACCUUACUGGAUCAAGAAACACUUCUUACAUUCAGGAAGCUUUCAAGCAAAAACACUGGUGGGAUGAAGUUUGUCGUCUGCAGGAGGAACCCCAAGGCCACUGAGUCACACUUGAGCUUUUCUUAAUACUGCCCCAGUUUCUGCAUUUUGCAGAAAUACAAUCACUCUCAAUUUUUGAAGGGCUAAUUAUCUACUUUGUGGAUGUGUUUUGUCUUUUCUUCUCAAGGAUUAGGCCUUGGGUUCUGUUUCCUUUCAUUAUUAUUUCACCCUGAGGGUGGAAAAAGAUACCAUUGGAAAUAAAAUUCAAAUCUGUCUACUUUAUUUCUUCUUAAAUUUUGUGUUAUGGAAGGUGUUUGAAAGAAAUCAUUGGCAAAAUUAAUGUUAGUACAUUAUACACAAACUGUGGAUUUUGAAAAUUCAUAAUGUUCUUUUUCCAUUCACCACAAACAAUUGAGAGUUGGCUGUAUUCUUGCAGAAUAAAAAUGAAAAAAAAAAGCAGUGGUAAAGAAAUUGGCUUCCCUUGAAAGAAGUCUGUUUGUGUUUCAUUUACUCUACUGAAAUUUCGACCAGUAGAAAAGAUCAACACAAUUUCUGUUAUGAUAAUAUAAUAGUAACUCUUGGUUAAAUAUACACUCUUAUUCAUAUUUUAAGUCUUUGACCAAAAAGAAAAGGAAAAAAAAUGCAUUUUUUUUCUUUGCAUUACUAUAUCAAGGCUGAAUGACUUUGACACUCCAGUGGAUAUUUUUAUGAUCACAUUGAAAUAAGUUCAAAGUUUAACAUUAGUGUUAUACUUUGUCCUUGACACCUCAGUCUUAGAUGAUUAAGAAAGAUGCUCUGUCCUCCUCCCCAAAAUGUGUUAUUUCUUCAUACACACACACACACAAAAAAAAAGAAAAAAAAAGAAAAAGAAAAAUAAAGAAAAAGAAAAAAAAGAAGAAGAAAGGAGUUAUUCUAUACCUUUUAGGAACUGUGAUGAUUAUUUCAAAGAGAUACUUGGAAAAGUUUUCUUCACUCUGGAAAUAAAUGCUUCCCUUUAUUUAAAAGGAAGAAUAUAAUUGGAAUCUUAAUUUUAAGAAAAAUGUGCAAAAGUACUAGUUAUGACAUAUUCAGUUUCUAAGAAAAAUAGGACACAGCUUCUUUUUAAAACCCUUAUUUUAGGCCAUAUUCAACAUCAUGGAACUUCUGAAACAUCGUUCAGUUUUAAACUUUAUUUCAGAGCAUUUAUUUUUAUUUUUUUUUUUGUACUGCUGUCUCUGACUGUCGAGGAAAGUUCUGUAAUUCUGUGGUGUUUCUGGUUUUAUUUUUAAUUUUUUCAUCUGUACCACAGUCCAAUGAAAUACCAUUUCCCCUAUUCCUUGGGCUUUCUGUAGAUCAGUGGAUGUUAGGUUUAAAUUUCUGUUUUCUUUGAUGAAGCUUUCAAUAAAAAAUGACAAUAAAAUCAA
Sciurus carolinensis (gray squirrel) is the source of this 8078-nucleotide messenger RNA. It is a transcript of the gene Rbms3, whose product is annotated as RNA binding motif single stranded interacting protein 3. The transcript has 15 exons. The coding region runs from base 185 to 1498 and encodes 437 amino acids. The record is from RefSeq and is a predicted model, not a curated record. Gene Ontology annotation, molecular function: poly(A) binding; poly(U) RNA binding; mRNA 3'-UTR binding. Gene Ontology annotation, cellular component: ribonucleoprotein complex; nucleus; cytosol. NCBI's taxonomy places the organism in Eukaryota, Metazoa, Chordata, Mammalia, Rodentia, Sciuridae.